This is a messenger RNA of Aspergillus brunneoviolaceus CBS 621.78, 1242 nucleotides long. Its product is annotated as lactate 2-monooxygenase. The transcript has a single exon. The coding region runs from base 15 to 1223 and encodes 402 amino acids. Gene Ontology annotation, molecular function: oxidoreductase activity; FMN binding. NCBI's taxonomy places the organism in Eukaryota, Fungi, Ascomycota, Eurotiomycetes, Eurotiales, Aspergillaceae. The record is from RefSeq and is a predicted model, not a curated record.
CCCAACGCAUCAAAAUGACCCCCAACCCAACGCCCUACACCUACGAAAACGCCAUCUACAGCGCCGGCCUCGGCGACGAGCGCCCGCGCUUCCCCCCGCACCCGCACGACUGGGAACCCACGGCGAAAUCCCGCCUGUCGGCGGACAGCUUCGGCUACGUGCACGGCUCCGCGGGCACCGGCCAAACGGACGCGAACAACCGCGCCGCCUUCGCCAAAUGGAACCUGGUGCCCUCGCGCCUGGUGCCGAGCGACUACCCGGACCUAAAAGUGAACCUCUUCGGCGAGGAAUACCCCUACCCGAUCGCCAUCGCGCCGGUCGGCGUGCAGAAGAUCUUCCACCGCGACGGCGAGGGCGCCGUGGCGCGCGCCGCCGCCGAGGACCACGUGCCCUACAUCCUCUCGACGGCGGCCUCGACCAGCAUCGAAGACGCCGCCGCGGCCAACGGGCCCGCCGGGAAGCGGUGGUUCCAGCUGUACUGGCCGCUGAACGAGAACAACGACAUCACCGCCAGUCUGCUGCAUCGCGCCCAGGACGCGGGCUUCAAGGUCUUGGUCGUGACUCUGGAUACGUAUAUCCUGGGCUGGCGGCCGAGCGAUCUCAGCAAUGCGUAUAAUCCGUUCCUCCGGGCGGAUAGUAUCGGCGUGGAGCUGGGGUUCACGGAUCCCGUGUACCGGCGGAAGUUCCGCGAGAAGCAUGGCAAGGAGGUCGAGGAGGAUCUGGGCGCCGCGGCGCGCGAGUGGGCGCAUACGGUCUUCCCCGGGCGGAGUCACGGGUGGGAGGAUCUGGAGUUCCUGAAGGAGCACUGGAAGGGGCCGAUCGUGUUGAAGGGGAUUCAGACCGUCAAGGAUGCGGAGUUGGCCGUCCAGCAUGGCAUGGAUGGCAUUGUCGUCUCGAAUCAUGGCGGGCGCCAGCAGGACGGCGGCGUCGCCUCGUUGGAGGUCCUCCCCGAGAUCGUCGAUGCGGUGGGCGACAGGAUUGAGGUGCUCUUUGAUUCCGGGGUGCGCUGUGGGGCCGAUAUCGUCAAGGCGCUGGCGCUCGGGGCGAAGAUGGUGCUCAUCGGGAGACCGUACGUUUAUGGGUUGGCCAUGGGGGGUCAGGCCGGGGUCAGCCAUGUCUUGAAGUGUCUCUUGGGCGAUUUGGAUCUGACGCUGCAUUUGUCGGGCGUGCCUUCGGUGCGGAAGGAGCAUUUGAAUCGGUCGAUUUUGAGGGAGUCGAAGUAGAUCGACCGUGUGACCCAGU